Molecule: messenger RNA, 1426 nt
Organism: Xiphophorus couchianus (Monterrey platyfish)
Lineage: Eukaryota; Metazoa; Chordata; Actinopteri; Cyprinodontiformes; Poeciliidae
Product: GTPase IMAP family member 2-like
Exons: 3
Coding region: 128-1069 (313 amino acids)
Molecular function (GO): GTP binding
Source: RefSeq, a predicted model, not a curated record
UUUCUUGUGUUGGAAUAUACCAUGGGAGGGGAUCUGGGUCGGGUUGUCAUAUAGGAACAGAGACAAGACUGAAGCUGUUCAUCAGCAACGGCUCUACAUCGACACACCUUAACCUGUUGUAAGGAACAUGUCCAAAACAAAAGGUUCACGGGUGGACGUGGGAGAGGCUAAGAAGAAGAAAUGUGAUCAGAAAACAGUUGAAGAUCCAGAAGACGUUACCAUUUUGCUCAUUGGCAAAACUGGAACUGGCAAAAGCUCUGUGGGAAACAUCAUUAUGAACGCUAAUCAUUUUGAAGUUGGCAAGAAUACACUGGGGUGCGAGAAGAAAAGACAUCCCCUGCCUGAUGGCCGUAGAUUGGCAGUGAUCGAUACUCCAGGUCUGUUUCACACCAAACUGACAGCUGAGGAGAUGAAGACACAGCUGACUAGGUGUGUCUCACUGUGUGCUCCUGGUCCUCAUGUGUUCCUGAUUGUGAUCGAGCCAAAACGUUUCUCAAGAGAAGACAAAGAGAUGAUGAAAAUGAUCAAGAGGAUGUUUGGAGAUGGAGCAGCUAAAUAUACCAUGGCCUUGUUCAGUCAUGGAGAUGAAAUGGAGAGAGAUGGAGUCUCAGUAGAAAGAGCUGUGUAUUUCAACCCAUCUUUCAAUGAUUUUCUCAGCAAAUGUAAAGGAGGUUUUCAUGUUUUUAACAACAACAAAGAGAACAGGAAUCAAGUUAAUGAGCUGGUGGGGAAGAUUGACAAUAUGGUUCAGAGAAAUGGAGGCAGGUGCUACACAAAUGAUAUGUUCAGAGAAGCCCAAAGAGCCAUUAGUCGGGAGAUUUCUCAGGCUGGAGUAAAUAGAGAGACAGCAGAGAGAAACAACUCGUUUAUUCGAGCUGUUGAGCGAGCUGCUGCAGUUGCAGCCGCUGCUGAAGCUGCUGCUGAAGCUGCAGCCGAGGCCGCUGUUGCAGCUACUGCUGAAGCUAUAGCUGCAGCAGCGGCUGAAGCUAUUGUUGAAGCUGCUGUUGGAGUGGCAGAUGUUGUGAGUACAGUCACAGCAGUGAGAGAAGAUGGAUGCGUAACUCAGUGAUAAUCAUCCGAUUAGAAAUAGUUGCAAGUAACCACAAUGAUAGUGAAUGGGCUUGUAAGCUGUUAGUGAAUAGUAAUUAUUAAUAACAUAACUGAUAAAACACUUUUAAUAUAACCUUUAACAUUAAAAUACAACAUGUGAUUUGUGAUUUAAAGACAAUGAUUAACAUUGUCUUGGUUUGUGAUCUGCAUAUUUAAUCUAAGAGAAUACAUUUGUUUCAUUGUUCAUUUAUUUAUUUUAGUUUGUUGUCAACAAUAAAUUCAAAAGAUGAUUUUUAUUAACUAAUAUCUACAAAGUGAUUUGGAAUAUAUGGCAUGUUCUUUACUUUGUGUUCAUAAUAAAUAUUUAAACACUUUA